AUUAAAAAAGCUUUGUCUAAGACGAAAAGUUUGAGCUUAAGACUCCUGAUAUGUUCUUAUGCUGAAUCUAUAUUUUAUUGAGAAUCAAAUUCAAUCGGAAAUUCUAUUCACAAGGCGCCGUCCGGUGACUCUGCUCCGACCUCCGCCAUUGGGGUCUCUCAGUUUUCUUCAUAUUUCCAAGUCAAAAUACGCGAUUUCUCCAUCUGAAUCUCUUCUCUGAAGGAGGAUCACUAUGUCGCUUCAUCGGCUUCGCGAUCCGGUUAUUGGUCGCGCUCGCUCUCUUCUCCAGGCUCGCCUGGGAGCUUUCCAUCCGUCUUCUCCUAUCUCGUCCAGAUACAUUUCGCGGUAUAGCACCUGGAAUGUACAAAGGUUUUCGGCUGGUGAUGGCUCCCACUUUAGGCCUGUGCCCUUUUCUUGUUUCACUGGAGCUUGUGGUCGAGCAUUGCAUCUAGAGCAGUCAGUUGGUAUCAGGUUUUUCUCAUCCACAGAUUCUUCACAUGCCGUUCUUGAAAUGCCCGCACUGUCACCUACAAUGAAUCAGGGUAAUAUUGCCAAAUGGAGGAAAAAAGAAGGGGAUAAGAUAGCUGUUGGCGAUGUCCUGUGUGAAAUUGAAACCGACAAAGCUACUCUCGAAUUUGAAAGUCUCGAGGAGGGGUACUUGGCCAAAAUAUUGGUUCCUGAGGGUUCCAAAGAUGUUCCAGUUGGACAACCCAUUGCAAUCACGGUUGAGGAUCCAGAUGAUAUCAAUAGGGUCCUUGCCAAUGAUGUAUCAGGUGCAACUGAUGUUAAAAGGGAAAAAAAUGAGGCCAGCACACAAGCAAGUUCCGUAGAGAUAAAUUCGGAAAAACUUCCUCCUCAUAUUGUACUCGAAAUGCCAGCUUUAUCUCCAACUAUGAACCAAGGUAAUAUUGCUACAUGGAGAAAGAAAGAGGGAGAUAAGAUCGAGGUGGGUGAUGUAAUAUGCGAGAUAGAGACAGACAAGGCAACCCUUGAAUUUGAAAGUCUUGAAGAAGGGUAUCUGGCUAAAAUACUAGCACCUGAAGGCUCAAAGGAUGUGGCUGUUGGAAAGCCGAUUGCAAUUACAGUUGAAGACCUGGCAGAUAUCGAAUCUGUAAAGAGCGCUGUCAGUAGUCGUUCCGGAAUUAAAGAGGACAAACCUGCCGAUAGUACUGUUAAAAAUAAUGUUGAAACAUUAAACGGAGGAGGUGCUGUUGCAAGAAUAAGUCCUGCUGCAAAGUUGUUAAUUGCGGAACAUGGUCUGGAUGUAUCAUCAUUGAAGGCUUCGGGUUCUCAUGGAACACUGUUGAAAGGGGAUGUGCUGGCUGCCAUUAAAUCAGGGAAAGGCUUGUCAGAAGUUUCUUUAUCCAGAGAGAAAAAAUCUCCCGAGGUCCAUGCACAGGCUUCUUCCGCAGUCUUAUCAGAAACAAAACCGUCAACAAAGCAAUCUGAUUCUUUUGAAGAUUUACCUAAUAGUCAAAUUCGCAAGGUGAUCGCUAAAAGAUUACUGGAAUCAAAACAAAAUACACCACACCUAUAUUUGUCCACAGAUGUCGUGUUGGAUCCUCUUCUUUCACUUAGAAAAAAUCUUAAAGAGAAGCAUGAUGUCAAGGUUUCCGUGAAUGAUAUUGUCAUCAAAGCCGUAGCAGUUGCUCUAAGAAAUGUUCAUGGAGCCAAUGCGUAUUGGGACGAUGUGAAAGGAGAAGUUGUUUUCUGUGACUCUAUUGACAUAUCAAUUGCAGUUGCUACUGAGAAGGGCUUAAUGACUCCAAUUGUGAGGAAUGCUGAUUUGAAGACCAUAUCGGCAAUUUCUUCAGAGGUCAAGGAGUUAGCUGAGAAGGCACGGGCAGGGAAGCUCAAACCGGAUGAAUUCCAAGGAGGCACUUUCAGCAUAUCAAAUCUAGGGAUGUUCCCGGUGGAUAAUUUUUGUGCUAUAAUUAACCCUCCACAGGCUGGAAUUCUUGCUGUAGGUAGAGGCAACAAAGUUGUUGAGCCAAUAAUUGGGGAUGAUGGAAUUGAGAGACCUGUGGUGGUCAAUAAAAUGAAUUUGACAUUGUCAGCCGACCAUCGUGUAUUUGAUGGAAAAGUUGGAGGCGAAUUCCUCUCAGCUCUUCAAGCAAACUUCAGCAGUAUCCAAAGACUGCUAUUGUAGAGUUUCUUCAAGUUGAUUGAACAUUAGCAGCAGAUGGAUUUUGAAACCAACUUUUUCAUUCCUCAAAAUGUCAAAGUAAUUAUUGCUUUGAUUUUGCAUCUUUUUCAGCUUACAUAAAGAAUUAGUUGUUGAUUCAAAUUGGCCAUUGUCAGUCAGUCAAGAGAACCAAACUUUAAGCAACCUUUUCCAUCAUCCCAAGUUAUGUGUUUCAAGGAAUAAUGAUGUACAAAAAGAUGAGUGUCUUGUGUUUCGUCUUUUUGCAUAAUUUGUUGGGUUCAUUCAAAAAUUUUGAAUAAUUUCUUUUUUGGUUGCUUUUGGUAUGGCACCAAUCUCCAUUAUAUUUCGAAGGAAUAAAUGAAAUUGGCGAUUCAUGUCA
Cucumis melo (muskmelon) is the source of this 2525-nucleotide messenger RNA. Its product is annotated as dihydrolipoyllysine-residue acetyltransferase component 1 of pyruvate dehydrogenase complex, mitochondrial. Lineage: Eukaryota; Viridiplantae; Streptophyta; Magnoliopsida; Cucurbitales; Cucurbitaceae. Bases 233 to 2149 code for a protein of 638 amino acids. The record is from RefSeq and is a predicted model, not a curated record. Gene Ontology annotation, molecular function: acyltransferase activity. Gene Ontology annotation, biological process: pyruvate decarboxylation to acetyl-CoA. The transcript has 23 exons. Gene Ontology annotation, cellular component: mitochondrion; pyruvate dehydrogenase complex.